Suillus discolor is the source of this 1926-nucleotide messenger RNA. Its product is annotated as P-loop containing nucleoside triphosphate hydrolase protein. Lineage: Eukaryota; Fungi; Basidiomycota; Agaricomycetes; Boletales; Suillaceae. The record is from RefSeq and is a predicted model, not a curated record. The transcript has 3 exons. The coding region runs from base 1 to 1794 and encodes 597 amino acids. Gene Ontology annotation, molecular function: RNA binding; RNA helicase activity; ATP binding.
AUGAGUUUUCCUUCACCUCCAGCAGUCGCGCUGUUAUAUCGCAGCUGGGCGCGUCAGUCAGUCUGCAGGAAACAUGGACUACUUCGCUAUAUGAGCCGUAGCUUGGAGACACAUACAAAAGAGCCACUGCACAAGAACAGCACGGGACAAGCUCCACUGGGUGUGACUUUCGAGUCCCUUGGAGUGGGGACACCGAUUGCAGCGGCCCUCCGUGUUGCAUUCCCCGAUGUUCAGCAACCCACGACAAUGCAGCGCAAGAUGAUACCUGCUGUGGUGGGUAAGCAAGAUAUUCUCUUGCAGGACUUCACGGGUACUGGAAAGUCAUUUGGAUUGCUACUUGGACUCCUGAGCAAACCAAGGAUAUCUAGAUACGAAACGGAAAAAGGAAAGGCUCAAGCAACAAAAGGAAUUACAACUCUCCUGAUCGUUCCCCACCGUGACCUUGCAUACCAAUUUUUGCACUGGCUACACCACAUGCUGACGUCUGCGGGUGAACCUGGUCCAUAUUCGCUCGCUUCGAUUGCACAGGUGCUAGUCCGCGGCUCACCACCCAAAAACCUCACAAGCUCAUCUCCUCGGAUCCUGGAAGCGAUUGUGAACCCAUCGUCACCUGGAAUAUCCGUGCUCCGGGAUUAUCCUCCGCAUAUACUCAUUGCCACACCAACUGCGCUUAUGGACGUGCUUCGCAAGGAGCCAGAAGUGCUCCAGUUAUCCACGUUAUCGACUGUCGUCGUCGAUGAGGUGGACUGGCUUCUGCAAAUGGUGCCCCAGAAAAGCAAGUAUACCACGGAAAAAGCAGCGCGGCUAAGUCAGAAGCAUCCUGAAGUUCUGAAGACUUUGCUGGAUGUCCUUUAUACAAGCACUAAAACGAACGCCUCACACUUUUUGCGGAAGCGUCUUCUAGAGAUGAAGUUGGCCCCAAUUGAUCGGCCGCAACUAAUCAUGCUCAGUGCAACAAUGCGAAAUAGGUUGAGGACGGCUUUCUUUGGUGCUUACGGGUGGUUUAGAAGGGGAAAAGUGCUCAAGCUUAUCAAAGCUUCGUCGGCCUCACGUCCAGCUCACGGUCUUAAUCGCACGAUCACACAUCAUGUUCUUGUCAUGUCGCAGGAUGGCUGUGUGAAAAAUAUAGCUGGUGCUCGCAAAGCUCGAGCUCCCACGCCCUUGGACUCUUCCGAGUAUGUGAGUUCUGCUGAGGAACAGGACAAAGAAGAAGAGUUGAUUUUUGAUGAAGAUGAUGAAGCACUGCUCGAUGAUGAAACUGACAUAGAUAUGCUACAAGCUCCUCCUGUUUUUACUCCAGGGAUGCUUGAAGCCGUCGCAUCCGCAUUCGCUCUUGACGUACCAAAUAUCGCGCUUCUCGUCUUACCUGCAACUACAUCCGUUCGACGAGUUAUUUUUGAGCUGAAUCAACUGGGAGUGAAUGCCCACAGUCUUGAUCUCGUGGACAAUGAAGCCGGUCGAGCACACCUUCUGUCUAAGGACAGGGAUAUUCCCGAUGAGAAUCCCACAUUACUUGUAUCGACGCUCGCAACGACCCGAGGGAUCGAUUUUCCUGCGCUAACCCACGUUUUUCUCCUGGGACUUCCGCAAGAACGCGCGGGAGACGUUUACCAGCAUGUCGCAGGAAGAGUUGGCCGAUUUGGCCGCCGAGGGAAAGUAAUCACUAUUGUGGAAGGACGCCGGGAGAGUGAGGGGAAGAAAGGUAAAGUUUGUGUCAGGGAUGAUUCGAAGAAGAUGGAUAUUAUGCUGAAGAAGCUUGGUAUUAGUGCAACCAAGCUGGAGCAUUUUGACUGACAGAAGCAGCAGGCAGAAAUAUUUUGCAUUUGUCCCAUCGUGACCGUGCCCGUCGGUAGAUUAUAUAUCCCUAGGGAAACCCAACCGUGGUAUUCGGGGAGUAAUGGUGAACAUGAGUUUUGAUGUGGCGCC